AUUUGUCUGUCUUGUCUAAACAAAUAACCAACUGGUUCAUUUUAUUUUUUUUAGAUAACUUAUUAUUCGGCUGAGCAAAUGUUUGGAUUGGCAAACCCAACACGCAACCCCACGUUACUGUGCUCUGUUAGCGCGUUGUACGGGCUUCAAUUUGCUUUGUUCACUUCGUUUUGUCCGGCUCUAUUCCUGGUUUUGUCAAUGUCAGACAGACAAAUUAGCUCGAAAUUAGUGUUACUGGGCGAAUCUGCUGUCGGAAAGUCUAGCAUCGUGCUGCGAUUUGUGAAAGCUCAAUUCAGCGAAUAUCAGGAGGCUACCAUCGGAGCUGCUUUCCUAACACAGACCGUCGUUUUUGGUGACCCACAACAGACAGUACGUUUCGAAAUAUGGGACACUGCAGGUCAAGAACGAUAUCACAGCUUGGCUCCUAUGUAUUAUCGGGGCGCGCAGGCAGCCAUAAUUGUGUACGAUAUUACCAAUCACAGUUCCUUCCAGCGCGCUAAAUCCUGGGUAGACGAACUGAACGAACGAGCCAACUCUGUUAAAGUACUGGCGCUUGCGGGGAACAAAUUGGAUUUGGAAGCGCAAAGAGCAGUACCUACUGAAGAAGCACAGGAAUACGCUAAUUCCAAAGGACUCAUCUUCAUGGAAGUUUCUGCUAAGGCUUGCACAAACGUGUCCGAAUUGUUCACAGCCAUUGGUAAGUUCGACAGUGCGUUCCUUUUUGCUGCUUCAUUACCUCGUCUUCUCGUGUUUAUAAUCUGA
Molecule: messenger RNA, 762 nt
Organism: Dicrocoelium dendriticum
Lineage: Eukaryota; Metazoa; Platyhelminthes; Trematoda; Plagiorchiida; Dicrocoeliidae
Source: the annotation of a GenBank genome assembly